This is a messenger RNA of Mercurialis annua (annual mercury), 2777 nucleotides long. Its product is annotated as probable transcription factor At1g61730. The transcript is spliced from 7 exons. Lineage: Eukaryota; Viridiplantae; Streptophyta; Magnoliopsida; Malpighiales; Euphorbiaceae. Gene Ontology annotation, biological process: regulation of DNA-templated transcription. Gene Ontology annotation, cellular component: nucleus. The record is from RefSeq and is a predicted model, not a curated record. Bases 1 to 648 code for a protein of 215 amino acids.
AUGUUCAAUCAAAGAAAAUUUUCUUAUAUUCUCUGUAGUCGUCUUCUUCAAUUAACAAAGAGCACUCAUGGAGAUGGAGAUGCUAAGAAACCUCGACUUUGGAGUCAAGAUGACGAGAUUGUUGUCUUACAAGGUAUUCUUCAUUUUUCUAAAGACACUCAAACUGAUCCUACCAGGGACAUUGCUUCUUUUUUCCAUUCUAUUAUCAAAUCCCUUCAUUUUCCUGCUACUCUCACUCAAUUCAAAGAUAAGCUCAUGAGAUUGAAAAGGAAGUUCAACCAUCAUGCUCACAAAGAUAUGGCCUUUUCUAACACUCACUCUCAAAAAACAUUCAAUUUGUCUAAACAAAUUUGGGGUGCCCAAGGAUGCAUUAUUAGUGUUAACCCAAAAAAGAUGUCUGCUUCUGAAUUGGUUAUGAAUGUUGGCAACAAACCCGACUUCAAGACUCUUCCUUUCCUUAAUAUUGGUCUCACUCAAAUGGGGGAUUAUGUGGUCAUGAAGGCUCUCAAGAUGCUCCACACACAUGAAAAAGCCCACCUUCAAGCCAAGUUGAGGAAAUUGCAUGCGGCUGACUUGCAGCUAUUUAUUGAUCGCCUUCAAUUUCUCAAGGAACAUGCGCAGCUGAUCAUCGCUUCCUAUAACGACUGACUAGCAUUUCGCUUUUGGGGAGGUGGAUGGGAGAUUUUUGCAUAUACGAUGGUGGAAAUAGCAGUAGCAUCGUGCCAACCAUCUUUGUGGAUUUUUGGUGAAUAUUUUGCUUAAGUAGGAGAUUUUGGCUUUUUGGGUUUAUAAUCAGCUAAUAUGACUGUUUAUACAUUGAAUGGUUUGGAUAUGGGAUGUUUUAAUGUAAGUUAGCGCUCUAGUAAAUGUUAUCAUGCUUUAUAUAGAAAGCUGUUACAUGUUAAGUACAGCUACAGAUUCAAAAUUAAUACAAGACUACUUUUUUGAUCCCUAAAGAGGUUUUUUAUUUUCUUUCAUCUAUGAAAAAGAUGCAAUUGCAGAUAUUUUGGUCAAGAUGGGAUGUUGUGUUGGGUGUUGCGAGGUUUAUGUAUUUCGCUUUUGCUCGUUUGUUUAUUUAGAGUUUUAUGUUCUUUGGCUGAGAGGUAUUAUUGGUGAAUAAGUAGCUGCAAAAGUUUGUUUUUUGGUGUGAAUUUGAAAUCAAAUGUUCAGCUUAAAGAAGUGUGCUUUUUGAGCAAUAGAUGGUAAUUGGUUUGGUUGAAUGAUGUAAAAAUUGGUAUUGAUUGCAACAAAAUAAUCUUGUUAUACAUGUCUUCUUUUUUAGCUUUCUUGACCUGGAAAUGCUUGUUUGUCUUAGUGAGAGGCAUAAAAUUAUGAUUGAAAUAUUGGUACUGUUGGUCACAUUUCAUACAGCGAAUGGCAUGCCAACCAAGAAACCCCUCCUCCUAUUGGUGAUGAUUCCAGAAGCCAACGAUAUCUUCAAGAAGAUGAAAGGAACGGGCCUCAUCCCUGAAGCCAUCGCCGUGCAAAGAUGGAACUUGUUCACGAAACCAUUCCUGAACACUACUACCCCCAGAAAACACAGUUACCACGCCGCUGGUUUCGUAUUGAUAAAUAUAGGGGCAUUUUGUAGUGGCGCUUAUUACAGAGGUUUAAGAAACCCUUAUAAAUCUACUGACUGUUCAAAAGAUUAAUCAACUAGGUUUUAGAAAACUGUUCAGAAAUUGUUUUUCAGAGACAUCUUUUCCUCUUUUCUCUCUUCGGAGACAACAUCAAUACUUAAUUGGUUAGACUAUUGAUCUACAAAUCUAAGUAGUAAUAAUAAUGGUGGUGAUUCUGCUAAGAGAAAUUAUUUAUUGGGAUUGAAAUGCUUUAUAAGGAGAAAUUCUAUUCUUGUCAAGAGAGAAGGUACUGAGCAGUUGGCCAAGAAGCUCUCUUUUAUUGGCGUCAUUGCCAAGUUGGAGCUGCAAUUGGAUCUGGAGCAUAUUUUCUUGUUGGAACUGUUGCUAGAGAGCAAACAGGACCAGCUCUUACUAUGUCAUUCCUUAUUAUGCACAACUUGCUUGUCAGUGCCCUUCUGCUGGGAGUGCCUAUCAUUACACUUACAUCUGCAUUGGAGAAGGGGUAGAACAAUUACCAAAGUUCACAACUUUGACCAGGUAGUUAAUAUCUAACAGGAGACUGUUGUCUGUCUAUUCCUGUGAAUAACUGGGGUCAAGAGAUCAUGAUGGAGAUAACCCAAGCUCUAUGCAACUCCAAGAGCUAUCUGAUGGCGAGUUGGCCAAUCCAGUUGUUUCAAGCGCGUCCCGAAGGUUUUCGUUCGGCAUGUACUCGUACACCAAAAGGCUAUAAUUCAAAGUCCAAGAGCUGUUUGUAGAUUAUAUGCUGUUUACAGGAAUUUGUCAUGUGGAUGGGAGAUUUUUGCACAGACGAUGGUGGAAAUAGCAGUAGCAUCUUGCCAACCAUCAAUCUGGAUUAUUGGUGAAUAUUUUGCUUAAGUAGGAGAUUUUGCUUUUUGGGUUUAAAUAGUGCAUUUAAUGGUUUGGCUGUAGGAUGUUUUAAUGUAAGUUAGCUCUCUAGUAAAUGUUAUGAUGAUUUAUAUAGCACGCUGUUACAUGUUAAGUGCAGCUAAAUUCAAAAUCAAUACAAGAGCACUUUUUUGAUCCACAAAGAGGUUUUGCAUUUUCUUUCAUCUAUGAAAAAGAUAUGCAAUUGCAGAUAUUUUGGUCAAGAAUGGAUGUUGAGGUUGAAUCUGCAGACAUGUAGCCAAAUUUUGUAUAAAGUUAUGUUUAUGCGUUUUUCUUUUACUUGUUUGUUUA